AUGACUACAUCGACUACAACCACUACCCAAAACCAAACCAAAAGUAAUGGAACUACUGCGACCAAACCUCAAAAGACCUAUGGGAAGAUAGUGUUAACGCUACACAACUGCCUUUUACCAGAAACUGCGUUUAAAGAGACGCCAUCACAAGCUGAUGGUUUGGAUAUUGAAACCGAAAUUGACCUUCGUGUUUUGGGGUGCGAGAUGAUACAAACGGCUGGAAUUCUCUUGAAACUACCUCAGGUUGCAAUGGCAACGGGCCAAAUGUACCUGCAAAGAUUUUACUAUUCGAAGUCGUUUGUCAGAUAUCCUAUGGAGACGACUGCCAUGGGAAGCAUUUACUUGGCAUCAAAAGUUGAAGAGAAGCCAUGUAGAAUCCGAGACGUUAUCAAUGUUUUUCAUCACAUCAAGCAAGUGAGAGCCCAAAAAACAAUAUCUCCACUUAUAGUUGAUCAAAAUUACAUUGAACUAAAAAAUCAAGUUAUAAAGGCUGAGCGUCGUAUUCUUAAGGAGCUCGGCUUUUGUGUUCAUGUGAAACAUCCACAUAAACUGAUAGUUGUAUAUCUACAGUUAUUGCAGUAUGAAAAGAAUAAACAGCUCAUGCAGAUGGCUUGGAAUUACAUGAAUGAUGCUCUUAGAACAGAUGUGUUUAUGAGGUUUCCACCAGAAACAAUCGCCUGUGCUUGUAUCUAUUUGACAGCUCGUAAAAUUGGCUUACCUCUACCAAACAAUCCACAUUGGUUCCUAUUAUUUAAAGUAACCGAAGAAGAAAUUCGGGAUAUAUGUGUGCGGAUCCUACAAUUGUAUAAACGGCCUAAGGUAAACCCUGAGGAAUUGGAAAGUAAGGUGGAUUCACUCAGGAAAGUGUACCAGGCUAACAGACAAAUGCAAGUACAAAAAGAAAGAGAUGCCAAGUUAGAGGAAAAGAAAUCUGAACCAUCAACCUCUACAUCGAAAGAGACAAAGCGGGAUGUGAAAAACGACAAGUCACCUAAGACACCACCUCUGUCCUCAAAAUAUCAUACAAGCCAUAAAAAAAGAGAAAGAAGAUCUAGAUCCCCAUAUGAUAGAAAACGAGAGUACUCAAGUAAAAGACAUAAAUCCAGGUCUCGUGAACGUGAAGUUGACAGAUCUAGAGAGCGGAGGUCGGAUGAUAAAAGAAGUCGCACUUCUUCAAGGAAAUAUGAUGACUAUGAAAGGUCUAAGUCAAGUAGAGAUAGUAGAGAUGAGAAGCGAAAGCAUUGA
This is a messenger RNA of Leptosia nina, 1245 nucleotides long. Lineage: Eukaryota; Metazoa; Arthropoda; Insecta; Lepidoptera; Pieridae. The record is from the annotation of a GenBank genome assembly.